AGCCAGCUAGCCAGAGGACGUCGGGAGCGGCGAACGUAUGUAUGACGUAACGUUGGUAGCACUGCGUAAUCGCUUGUGUGUAUCUUAGCCCCGUCGUCUGCAUUAAAGGGGCAAGUGACAGCUCUGGGAGCUAUAUCGUUGACACUCGUGGGUGCGUAAAACAACGGCGUCGGCCUCGGGGAAGGAGAGAGGAGUCGCGUCGGAUGAGAAGAGUUGCGAGUACAGUAAAAGACAUAAGGAUUAUUCAUCGUUCGAAGGGGGAGGGCAACGUUGGUUGAGAGAAAAAGGGUGCAAUUGAGAAAAGGAAGGGACCAAACGAGAGAGAGAGAGAGAGAGAGAGAGAGAGAGAGAGAGAGGGAGGGAGGGGAGGGAGGAAAAAGGAAAUAACGCCGAUAGAGUGUAGAAUCGUUCGUAGUGUUACGCUCGUAAAAAGAAGAACGUGUUGUUAAUGCGGAGAAAAGGACGCGGACGAAAAGGAAGGAGGAGAGAUACGGAACGAUGAUCGGUGGCGAUUCGUAAACGAUAUCUCGAUACGCGUUGGACGAAUUUAAAAACAAAAAAAUAAAUAAAAAAAAAAAAAAAUAAAAAUAUAUAUAUAUAUAUACGUGCGUAUAUAGAAAAAGAAAAUUAAAAAAAAGGAAGAACAGAAAGAAGUAAGAAACAAUCUAAAGUGUUAAGGAGAAAGUGGAACGGGACGACAAAAGUGGGGAGACAAAAGAGGAUUCGGCAUGUUCUUUGCCGGUGUUAAAAGUUGGCUCGAAACAUUGGGCGGGGUGGCGGAGGAGGAGAAGGAGGAAGAGGAAAAAAAGGAAAAGGAGGAUAGAGCGCAGGAAGAGGUGAAUGUGAAGGUGGUUAAAAAGGUGGUGCUAGUGUUGACCGAGGAGCUGGAGGUGGUGUUGAAGGAGAAGAAGGAGAAGGAGGUGGAAGAAGAAGAAGAGGAGGAGGAGGAGAAGGAGGAGGAGGAGGAGGAGGAGGAGGAGGUAUGGAAGCUGAAACCGGUCGAGCGUCGUCUCAUCACCAGGGGCUGCAGCUCACCCUGCCAUCCCCGGGAAUCUCCGGAUUGGACGUCGUGAGAGCUCUGCACCAGACGGUUAUAUCACUACGAUCCGCGUUGGAUUCAUCGCGCGAAGAACUUCGUCGAUUGAAGGAAAGCGUCGGUGAAUUUUCCGAGGAAAAAUACGUCGAGGUGGUUGAAAGAUUGGCCCUGGAGAACCACGUCCUAAGGCGUAGGAUUCUUAGUCGAAGUACAGACUUUUCCAACGAUGCUGCUACGAGUCCGCAACCACCGCCGCCGCCAUCGUCGCAGCCGCAGCAGUCUCGUUUCGUUCCACUUCAAGUAGAAGGAGACCCUACCGAGCCAUCAUCAUCAUCAGCGGACACGGCUAGCGCCACGAUGGACGCGUCAGGGAAUAAAGUUGUCGUCGAGGAGACGGCAGAGACGAUCAGAACGAGUGGGAGCCGACGAAGUACCGGUGGUUCGAGUCCGGAAACUGAAGCUCGUGGUACGUCGGUGAUACGCCGUGUUCGAGGUGAAUUUCCGCCUUUUUCUGCGGCAACAACAGUUCAACAAGAAGAAAACCAACAAGACCAACAACAACAGCAGCAGCAGCAGCAGCAGCAUUCCUCGAGAGAUGGUGCACGGUCUAGAUGUAUUCUGGGUCAGGAAGAGUCCGUUAGCAGUGCUAUAGUAUCAGUGCUGUCUAAAGAAAGUAAAGAGGACAUUCGCGAGGACAUCCAGGAUGAUGUCCAGGACGAUAACGAGGGUUCAGUCGUUGUAGAUCGUCUUGACAUACCAGAGAAAGAUAGUGAAGAUUUGAGUCUUAGGUCUGUUUCCGACGGUGAUAAUUCUGUAUUCAGUGACAAUCCUGAACCUCAGUCGCCGCCUCAGCAAAGACUUAUGCAACAGCAAGUUCAACAACAGCAACAUCAACAACAACAACAACAGCACCAGCAUAGGCAACAGAGUCAGUCGGGUGAACAAGGGAAAUUAAACGAUCAAUCUGAAAAUGAUUCGGAGGAGCUCGAUGACAUAGAGCUGAUAUUCACGACCGAUGAUACCUGUAGGGAUCUAGGUCUUCAAGAGGAUCUCGUUUCCAUUACGGAAACCGAUGCUUGGCAACAAGCAAGUCCCGCUGGGCAACCGGUCCUCCUAAAAUAUACCAAAUCCGCUGAGGGAGAAUCUCUUGUUUGCAACGGCGAUAAGACCAGUUCCGUUGAAGAAGCAGUCUCAUCUCAAAGCUCCAGUAUCGAUCGCGAAGAGAGCGUCGAUCGAUUCGACGAGAGCUCCAGUACUAGGCUAAACAAGAUGUGGUCUCAAUGUUCUGUCCUCGUCGAAACUGACAUCAGCAAGUGUGGUGUACUAGAGGAACCUGAACAUUCCGCUAGGCAUGCAACUAGGAGGAACACUUUGGCUGCACCUCCGACGGCUUACAGGCCAAUAAUACAUCGAGAAGCUUUGGCUGGUAACCGAAGAAAAAGUUCAGCACCUCUUCGUCCUGUAAUGGAUCGGAGUAGUGGUGCCAAACGUGAGUCAGGAGCACAAACCGACAUUUCGGCCCUCCCGGCACAAUGGCGUUCGGAAAGCUAUCUCGCACAUAAAGUGGCUCACACGUUUACAACGCUUCCAAGUAAAUUCGCUUUACCGGCUGGUGUACCCGGAAGGCUCAGGUUGUCUGACAAGACACGCGAGGCAAGACGAGUGUUACUCUCGGACAUCAGUUUCACCAGCAUGGUUCCAGAAUUGUCAAGAAGCGCUGAUCAUCUCUGUCACGAUCCGCAUGCACAGACUUGCUUGGGAUCUCGUGGUUGUGGACAUCGCACACCGGAAGUAAAUCGUCGCGAAUCCUUAGGAUCACCAGCAGGCUAUUGGCCUCGUUGUAAUCCAGGAACGGCUUUACCAAGUCCUUGCGAUUGUCGUUUGUCGGCUGAUCUUUAUUCCUCGAGAUAUCGAGGUUCCUUGAGCUCGAUACCAUCGCCAGGAUUAGAAGUCGUGACUGGUCCACCAAGGAGACACUCUUGGAGAGCAACGGCAGCUUCUUUCGACACAUGGAGAGUUCCUGCUGCCACUUCUACACCUAGACCGACCUGGUCCUCCAUGCCAUCUUCUCCCACUCAUGUUCACCCACCUGCAACGUCCUCGAGAUCCUCGAAGAAUGUACGAAAGAGAACACGCUCGAAAGUCACUUUUCAAGAGUGUCCAAUGACGCGUGGAAGUUUACCUAACUUGCGCUCAGACAUAGUAGGUGCGGGUGACAAUAGCGGAGAUUCAACGGAAUCGCUGAUAGACGAGGCGGAGGAUUAUUUGCGUCGCAGUAUCGAUUCGAUGCUGACUAUUUCGAGUACCAGUGCUAGUACGGAUUAUUGGAGCAGACAAACGGCAGCCAGACGAAGGAGAACUCGAAGGCACUCCGAACCUGAUCUUGCACGCGAGUGGAUUCCCCCUCAGGAUGCGAGACCGUAUCUGCCAAAGAUACCAAGAGAUCUGAAGUUAGAUCAUCUUGUCAAAGUAAUCUCACCGGAAGGAAGAGUCCUUCAAGGUCGUGUACGAUACGUUGGUCCUAUUCCUGGUCGAGAAGAUUCUCACGUGGGUGUUGAAUUACCGAACGUUAAUGGUUCCUCCGAUGGUACUUUUCAUGGUAGAAGAUUUUUCGAUUGCGAACCUGACCGUGCGAUCUUCGUGCCGUUCAAAAAGGUGGUCUUGGCUUGGUGCACUGCCUGACCCGAUGUACCCACUUCCAAAGUAACACCGCGAAUUUUGCUCUCACAAUAUACAAUGUAAAUGUGGAUACGGCGGUAUGUAUGUACAGCACACAUAAGUUUCGCUAUGACUUUUAUAGAAUGUUGCUGUGGUAUCGUCUCUAUUCAUUUCUUCCAACGAUUUUCGUAAGUAAAAAUAUAUAUAAUUUUUUUUUCUUUUUUCAAAAAAGAAAUAAAAUCAAAGAACGUUUAGUGGACAAAAAAAAAAAUCGUUGAUCGGUAUCAUUUAACGUUCGUUCGAAAAUUUAUC
This is a messenger RNA of Vespula pensylvanica (western yellowjacket), 4006 nucleotides long. RefSeq lists its product as uncharacterized. The transcript is spliced from 9 exons. The coding region runs from base 983 to 3718 and encodes 911 amino acids. The record is from RefSeq and is a predicted model, not a curated record. Lineage: Eukaryota; Metazoa; Arthropoda; Insecta; Hymenoptera; Vespidae.